Prunus armeniaca (apricot) is the source of this 1278-nucleotide messenger RNA. NCBI's taxonomy places the organism in Eukaryota, Viridiplantae, Streptophyta, Magnoliopsida, Rosales, Rosaceae. The record is from the annotation of a GenBank genome assembly.
AUGUUGGGCCUUCAGUAUGCCUCGGGCCUCUGUGAAGCAUGGGAUCUGCAAGAUAACAAACGCUCAGUAAGGCCUUUAAGCACCGGUGUGGUACCGGCCGAAAGCUCUCCGAUGCUUAAGUUAAGUGCAAAUUUAAAUUUCGAUGUAGGACUGUGGACGUCGAUUGUGGGCAUGCCACGUGUCGUGGAGAAGGGUGCUGCCCUAAUCAUAAGAUCGGUAGGCAAGGUGCUGAGGGCAACCAUAACAAGGCUCAACUUGUCCACGUGUCUAGUCCUUAUAGGCUAUUCCUUUUGGUAUAAACAAGAGUCCCCCAAGUUCUCAUCUGAGUUUUUGGAUGGGGACUUGAUAUCCUCUUCGAUGAUCAAAAAUGUUGUUCUACCAUUCGAAGCAGAUACCGAGGAACCCAAAGGUCGAUACCUCGAGAAGUCUGAUAGCGAGUCCCCGUUCGAGGGAGAGCCCAAUGCAUUUGAUGGGGAGUCAUCGGACGAUCAGAGGGACACAAAUAGUGAGGUCGUAAACCUCGAUGCCGAGGGUGGAGAAGAUACUGAUGUCGAAAUAAUCAGUGAGGGAGCAAGCUCCAUUCCUACCCACGGCAUUAGGAAGGGACUUAUGAUCAGGCAACCAACACCGCUGGCUGUGGUGUAUAGGGACGACAGUCAUGCCGAUGUAGGCCAACACUGCGAGUUCCAGAUGGGGGACACUCGGGUGCCAGAUGAGCACACCAGUCAACAAUCUGAGACCUCCACCUCUGGUCGUGGAGAGGCAGCCGUCGAACCUCUUUCUCAGCCAAGGGUAUCCAUAGUUAAUUGGGGAAACCCUAGGGUACCUUUAGGCGUGCCAAAGGUACAUCUGUUCGGCGUAGAUUAUUUGGAGCCCAAUAAGAUUACCGUUCGGGAGCUCGUCAAGCUUCGUACCGAGUACCGUAUCCCGGAUUCAGUGAAAAUGAGGAUCCCAGGUCCUACCGAGUCUCUCAGUAACCCAAACGAUGGUGAGGUCGUCUUUUUCACUGACGUUCUUCUGCAGGGGGUUCAGUUGCCGUUACAACCUGUCGUGCAGAAGAUCCUUGCCCAAAUUGGGUAUGCUCCAAGCCAAUACAAUCCCAACUUCUGGGUGGCCUUCAUGGGGGUGAUCGUUGCAUUCGGUAUUGCCAGGGAAGGGAAGCCUUCCUAUGAGCAAUUCUCCUACUUGUAUAGCGUCACCAAGUCCAAGAGUGUCGAUCACGGAGGUUGGGUUCAGGCCAACUGUCUCAAGGCUUCCGAGCGGGGGCAUUUUGUCUAG